AAGAGUCGCUCUGUUGCUGAUUUCCUGCAUCUUUCUGCAUUUGCUGCCACCUGCUGGUUGAUUCUCCAUCCUGCACGGUCCUUAACUCACGCCAACUCUCUGGUUUUGACCCAUUAACGAAUAAAUGAAGUUUAAAAGGCUAACCCAGAAAAAGCAGCAGGUGUGGAAUUUCCAUGUUUCCAUGGUUACAGCUCAGCAUUUAGAUUUCUGCAGUAAAAUAACAACUUUCCCUCAAAGCUUCAAGCAGCAGGAAAAGUUUGAUCUGGAGAAUUAUUGGAUCUGUGCUCUGGAUUCAUUGAUUGAGCGUUGAGAGUGGCUGGGAACCCACCAAACAUCAGACAAAACUUCGGCUUCAUCCAGAAGAUCACUCAGCUUCUCCUGAAGAUGGACGCCUCCUCUUCCUCCUCCUCCUCCUCCCCCUCCUCCUCCCACAUGCACCUUCCAGACGACUCUGAGACGAUGGAGGACUUAGAGCAGGAUGUGUUCUUCUCCGUCCUGGAGGGGAUCACCCAGGAAGACCUGGACUUUUCUGUUCCUCCUCUCACACCUUCUCCUCCUCCUCCCAUUGUUUCUCCUCCCACACUUUAUGCUCCUCCUCCCAUUUUUCUUCCUCCUACAUAUUCUCCUCCUCCUCCUCCUUCUCCUCCCAUUUUUCCUCCUCCUACAACUUCUUCUCCUCCUCCCACACUUUAUCCUCCUCCUCCCAUUUUUCUGCCUCCUCCACAUUCCUCUCCACCACCUCCUAUUGUUCCUCCCCCUGCACCUUCUCCCUCCCAUUCUCCUCCUACACCUUAUCCCCCUCCUCCUCCUCCUCCUCCCAUUGUUCCUCCUUCUCCUCCUCCCAUUGCUCCUCCUCCCAUUGCUCCUCCUCCUUCUCCCAUUUUUCCUUCUCCUACACCUUGUCCUCCUCCCAUUGUUCCUCCUCCCACACCUCCUCCUCCUCCCAUUGUUCCUCCUCCUUCUCCCAUUUUUCCUUCUCCUUCACCUUGUCCUCCUCCCACUGUUCCUCCUCCCACAUCUCCUCCUCCCAUUGUUCCUCCUCCCACACCUCAUCCGCCUCCCAUUGUUCCUCCUCCUCCUCAGGGACAGAUGUCCAACACACCAGCGGUAACGCUGUCUGGAGCCAUUAUAAUUCAGCCUGUAGGGAUCCUGUCAGUGAAACACAUCAUUAUGAACACAAAGUCUUUGUUUGGAUGUUCUCACCUGUUGUGUCUGUUCUCUGUGCAGAGAUGGAGAGGUCCUCCAUAGACUCGUCUUAUACGUGCCACAAAGUCCACCAAAUACCUAAAUAAAACCUUUAAAUCCUUUA
Molecule: messenger RNA, 1309 nt
Organism: Nothobranchius furzeri (turquoise killifish)
Lineage: Eukaryota; Metazoa; Chordata; Actinopteri; Cyprinodontiformes; Nothobranchiidae
Source: RefSeq, a predicted model, not a curated record